Molecule: messenger RNA, 607 nt
Organism: Dimorphilus gyrociliatus
Lineage: Eukaryota; Metazoa; Annelida; Polychaeta; Dinophilidae
Source: the annotation of a GenBank genome assembly
UAUGCCUCAAGUUAUUAACAAGAAAGCUUUUAACGAACAUAUACCAGCUGGAAAAGGAUCCACGUAUAAUCAACUGUUAGAGGCAAGUUGGAGCGUUAAAAAGCGAGCUUUUAAAAUCAACGAAAAAGCGUUAAACAGAUUGGAUUCAACCAAGAAGAGAAUUGAAAGACACGCUAAAGUAUUAGAAAAUCAACGAGAAAAGAUAAUGAAUAGAAUGAAUAACAGUUUGUUGGAAUUAAACGCCUAUCAAGAAGUUUUAAGAGAUGAUUAUAGGGCUGUAGAAGUAACGAAAACUACAAGACGAAGACCUGAAUUAGGUAGUGAACGUAAUGCCAUUGAAACUAGAGUAUUCCAUUCCGGAUUUUCAAUUUCCAAUUUAAGAAGAGUUGUGAAAAGAAAAAUGACGGAAAUGGAUCCAUUAUAUCAAAAGAAUGAAAAACGGAGACAAUUCAUGGACGAACUAAAGCGUAAAAAUGCUCCGAAGACAAUUGGAAAAGAUCUCAUACUGCCUGAAUUUAUGCAACUCAAAAGAAGAUAUCCUGUUCUUCCACCAAUAGCUGACGUCAAUAGUGAUAUUGAAGAUGUACAUUCAGAGAGUUCUCACUGA